Messenger RNA from Aphidius gifuensis, 6026 nucleotides. RefSeq names its product nuclear pore membrane glycoprotein 210 (gene Gp210). Gene Ontology annotation, cellular component: nuclear pore. Bases 48 to 6026 code for a protein of 1992 amino acids. The record is from RefSeq and is a predicted model, not a curated record. NCBI's taxonomy places the organism in Eukaryota, Metazoa, Arthropoda, Insecta, Hymenoptera, Braconidae. The transcript is spliced from 2 exons.
GUGUUGAGAAUUGAGGUGCUAACACAUGUUUGAUCCGGUUAAAAAUUAUGGCGGCAUCAAAAAUACUUAUAACUACGUUAUUAUUAAUAUUAUUAACAUUACAUAAACAAAUUGAAGCAUCACGUUUAAAUGUACCAAGAGUUUUAUUGCCAAUAUUCAAUGAUUUUCCAGUCAACUUUACCCUGGAAGUCACCGAGGGAGGUUGUUAUCAAUGGUCAACUGCACGUCCAGAUAUUAUAAAUUUAAUUCCAAUGAAUGAAAAUCCUGAACGUACCUGUUCAUCAGCAGUACUUGUCCAAAGUGUAAUAAAAGAUCCAACAAGAAAUACAGCAAUAGUAACAGCUGAAGAUAUAAAAACUGGUGAAUUUUUACGUUGUGAUGUUAUUGUUGAUGCAAUUAAAUCACUACGUCUUAUAACAACAACAAGAGAAUUAUUUAUUCGUGAGACACCAGAAGCAUUUGAAGUACGUGCUUAUGAUAAUCAAGAUAAUGAAUUUACAACAUUAGCUGGUAUUGAAUUUGAAUGGUCAAUUGGAAAUGGGGAAAGACGUAUUGUCAAUGCUGAUGAGCCAACAAAUGAUAAUGAUAUAUUAAAGUUUAUGACAUUUAAAGGCUCACGUUAUGAAACACCAAGAGCAAUAUCAAUGUUUGAUGGUAGUGGUAAAUUUGGUAGUGUUAUUUUACUUGGUGGUGUUAAAACUGGUACAGCACAUGUAUCAACAAGGCUACCAUACCCUGAAUACAAUCAUGUACCAUCAGUUGAAGUUGAACUAAUUGUCGUUGCAAAUUUAAUAAUUUUACCAACUGAUAUUACAAUAAUGCAACAUGAUUGUGUUGUUUAUAAUGUUGUACAAGUACAUCAAGGAAGAUUAGAACAAAUUAAUUUAUCAUCUAGUCAAUAUUAUUUAAAGACUCAACAUACUGAUAUCCUAGAAAUUGAUAAUUCAAAUAAUGGAAAAGCAUAUGCAAUUACAAAUGGUGUUGCCAAAGUUUUACUUGGUGAUAAAAAUGUCAAUGAUGAAUAUGGCGUUGUAUUACCAAGUGCAAAUGUACAUGUUACAAAUGUAAAAUAUAUAACAAUAACAUUAUUACCAAAUAAAAAUAAAUACAUGAUACUUGGACAAAAACAAGAAAUAGCUGUUGAAUUAUAUGAUGAAAAAGAUCAUAAAUUUUAUAUUGGUAAUGAUGUUAAAAUAACAAUUGACAUUGAAAAUAAUUUUAUUGAUACAAAGCUAACAAGUCAAAAUGGUAGUUAUAUUAUUGGUAUACCAAUUGCAUGUGGUACAACACGUAUUAAAGCUCAUUUACAUGGUAUUAAAAAUAAAUAUGGUAAAAAUAUAUUAUUAAAAAAUUCAUUACAUACUGAAAGUGAAUUUAUAAUUCAUAAUCCAGUUAUUGUUAAGCCAAAAAUAUUAACAGUACCAUGGGAUCCAAAUAAUAAAUCAAGAUUUGAUAUUGCAUUAAAAGCAAGUGGUGGUGAUGGUACAUAUACAUGGACAUCAAGACAAUCUGAAAUUGCAGCAGUUAGUCAACAUGGUGUUGUUAGAAUUUUAAAUCAAGGUAGUACAAAUAUUAUUGCAUCAAUGACUAAAAAUUCAUGGAAUCGUGAUACAACUAUUUUACAUGUUAUGCUACCAACACGUCUUGAAAUUAUUGAUAAACAUAUUGAUGCUGCUAUUGGUGAGGCAAUACCAUUGCACAUUGCAUUGUAUGGAAAAAUGAUGUCUAGUUCUAGUGACUCAUCAGACAAUAGUAAUAAUAAUGAAAUACCAUUUACUGAUUGUCGUGAUACAUUAUUUGAUAUUUAUAUAUCAAAUAGUAAUUUUAUUAAAAAUUCAACUAGCAAUACAAUUGGUGUUAAAUUAAUUGGUAAUUCAUGUACGAGUAUAAGUGUUAUUGGUACAAAUAUUGGUACAUCAACAAUAACUAUUUCGUAUAAUUUAAAUGGACAAUAUUUUAUGGAUUCUGUUGAAGUAUCAGCGUAUGAGCCAUUAGUAUCAGUUUAUCCAUCAACUGGUGAGACAUUAUUGGCUAUUGGUUCAUCGAGAAAUAUAUUAUUCAAAGGUGGACCACAGUCAAUAGCAACAACAACACGUGAUACUACAAUUGCUAAUGAAUAUAAUCAACAUGUUACAAUUUCUAAUGAAGAUGUUGUUAGAUUAAUUGAAAAUGAUAAUACUGAUACAACUGAACACUUGGAUGUUUAUGUUUUUAAAAUUGUUUGUCAGGCAAUUGGUGAGGCUGUAUUAAAUUUUAAAAUAACAAAUAAAAAACAAAUUUGUUAUGAUAAUAAUUGUCAUAAUUAUGGUGCAAGUUCAUCAGUUAAAAUAACAUGUGGUAAACCAAGAUAUAUUUAUUUACAACCAGAAUUUUCAGACAAUGAAAAUUGUCCAAUUGCUAAAACAAAUGAUAAAAUAAUGGCACAUUAUGAUAAACCAUUAAAAAUUAUUGUCACAGUUAAAGAUGAAAAUGGUAAAUUAUUUGAUAAUAUAAGUAGUUUAAAUAUUGAAUGGAAUAUUAAACCAACAAGUAAUGGAAUUGUACAAAUAACAAAUGGAAUAAUUGAAGAUACAUUUAUUGAUUAUAAUACAGUAUUUAUUAAAAAUCAUUAUCAACUAUUUAUACCAAAUAAAAAUACUGGAACAAUGACAAUAAGUACAAAAAUAACUGAUUAUCAAAAAUAUAUACUUGCUAAAUUAAAAAUAGCACCAGAAUGGCCACCAUUUUCAACGCUAAAUGACAAAGGACAAUUAGCAACACCAUUGAUAAAAUAUGAAAUUAAUAUUAUACUUGUUAAUGAUACAAUUAUAAAACCAGAUGUCAUUAAAAUCUUGAAUGAUCAAAAUAUAAAAUACUCAUUACAAGUUAGUCAAGGAUCUGGUUAUUAUGAAUUUUUAUUAAGUACAAAUGAUAUUGCUGAUAUAAGAUAUAUUGAACCAACAAAAACAAUAUCAAUAAUACCAAAAAAAUCUGGUACAUUAGAGUUAUCACUUGUUGAUCUUUGUUUAGCAUCAAAACCAGCAGUAUCAAUUAUUCAUGUACAACAAUUAGCUGGUAUUGAGAUUGACAGUGUUAAUAAAGUUGAAAAAGGAAAAUGUAUAAAAGCAAGUAUCAAAUUAUUUGAUACAAAUGGACAGCUAAUAAAAUUACCAUCAAUUGAAUUAUUUGAUUUACGUUUAGAAGUUGAAAAUUCAUUUAUUGAUAUUAAACCAUUAGCUGUAAAUGAUCAAGAUAAUGUUGAUGACGAUGAUGAUGAAGAACAAAAAAUUAUAUACGUUAUUAAUGGAAUUGAAGAGGGUGAAACUAAGAUAACAUUUAUAAGUGGUUAUAAUGACAAUGAAAUACGUAGUGAAUAUUUAACAAUACAAGUAUUUUCACCAUUAAAAAUAAAUAAUAAAAAUGUGACAUUAUUAAUUGGUAGUGUACAUCAAGUAUUGACAACUGGUGGACCAUCAAAUGCUGAUAUUGAAUUUACUAUAUUUGACGAUAAUAAUCAUGAUGUUAUUGUUCCAAUUAAUGACAAGUUUGAUAUCUUUGAAGGUAAAUCAAUUGGUAAAACAUUAAUAAUUGCAAAAUCAAUUGGUAAAGAUAGUAGAGGUAAUAGAGUUAUAUAUUCACAAGAUAGUGCUGAAAUAACAGUGACAUUAUUAGAAGGUAUACGUAUUGUAUCACCAACAACAAGAAUUAAAGUUGGUGCAACAAUACCAUUAUGGGCAUUUGGAAUACCAGAUAAUAUUAAUCCACUUAUUAUUGGAUCAAUAAAAUCACCACAAAUAACAUUCACUUGGCUAUCAAGUGAUACAAAUAUUCUUGCAUUAAAUAAUAUGUAUGAUGGUACUGGUAUUAAUAUACGAUAUGAAAAUACAGUAACACUCAGAGCAAAAGCAUUAAAACCAGGCUUUGCAACAAUUUAUUUAAAUGCAACAAAAAUUUCUCAUGAUAAUGACAAUGAUAAUAAUAAUCGUAAUCAAAUUAAUGACGAUGGAACAUAUAGUGCAUCAUUAAAAAUAGAAAUAAUUGAUGAAUUUUAUUUAUUAAAUCCUGAUAUUAAAAAUUCAAUUCCAGUUAUUAUGAUGACACCAAAUUCAAGUAUUAAAAUUAAAACAAAUCGUGAUAGACAUGGUAGUACAAGUUAUAAAAUAAUAACAACAACUGGACAAAGUGGUGAUUCAAAUGAUACAAAUAUAUUAUCAUCAUCAACAACAACAACAUCAUCAACAUCAUCUUCAUCUUCAUCAAAACUUGUUAAUAUUGAUAAAAGUGGUACAAUAAAAUCUGGUGAUAAUUAUGGUAGAACAAUUCUCGAUAUAACAAAUAUUGAAUCAUAUAAUUUAAAACAAUCGAUGACAAUUGCAAUUGAAAUAAAACCAAUUCAUUAUAUGAUGCUAUCACUUGAUCCAAAUAUUAAAAUACGUUCUGGUGAAGAAUUAAAUGUUCUACCAAAAGGAAUGGAAUUAAAUUAUAUCAUUGAAUAUUUUGAUAAUUAUGGUAAUAAAUUUCAUGCAAGUGAUAAAAAAAUUAACACAAUAACAAAUCGUAAUGAUUUAAUGAAAUUUUUAAAUUCAUAUGAUGAUAAUAAUAAUAAAUUAUCAAUAUUAUUUAUUGAUAAUGGUGAAGUUAUUGUUAAAUUAUAUAAUGAUAAAAUAUAUGAUUAUGGACAUAUGAUUAUUGGUGAUAUAUUAUUUCCAUCAAAAACAAUAUUAACUGUUGGUGAUAUUGUUUGUUUUUCAAUGCCAAUGAUUGCAUCUAAAACUGGUGAUCUUGGAUUUUGGCAAUCAUCAAUACCACAAGUAUUAUCUGUUGAUGGUAUAACUGGUAUUGGUACAGCUAAAAAAAUUGGACAUACAAUUGUUAAACAUAGUUUAAAUAUUGUUAAUGAUAAUAAUAAUAAACAAAAUGAAAUUGAAGUUAUUGUACAGCCAAUAUCAAAAAUAACAUUGAUAUUAUUAAGAGGUAAAAAUAUAACUGGUACAGAAAUAUUUAGUGUACCACUUGUAUUAAAAAGUCGUGAUGAAGGAGUUAAAGAAAAUAAUAUAUUAGCAAGAGGACUUGGUGGUUGUAGAACACAUAAAACAUUUAAUGUUGAUUCAUUUCCAUUUACAUGUAAAAUACAAUUUACAUCAUUAAAUAUUGCAUCAUCAAUUAAUAUUAAUGAUAUAUUAUUAACAAAACCAAGAUUUGAUAUUAUAAGUGGUUUUUAUUAUUGUGAUAUAAUACCAAUUGGUACAUCAACAUUAUUAUCAAGUACACUUGAUACUAAAAUACAAAUAAAUGCAUAUAGUCGUGAUGUUGAAGGUAAACCAUUAGAAAUAACAUAUUUACCAUCAGCAUAUAUUGAAACAACAGAUAUAAUAUUUUAUUCAUCACAACAAACUAAAAGUUCAGCAUCAAUUGGAACACUUGAUAUUUAUGGUUUAACAAUUGUAUUAAAUCAAAUAUAUAUUGAUUUACCAGAUGGUAUUGUCAUUGAUACAAAAGAAUAUUUAAAUAAAAAUAAGCUACAAUUUAAAUUACGUCUUAUUCAACAACAUGAUGAUUUACAAGGACAAUAUUUAACUGUUGGUAAUUCAUUGACUAAACAAAAUAUAACAAUACUCAUUAGACUAUCUAAAAAUCAUCAAUACGCACAAUUAUCAAAUGUCAAAUGGAUCAAUUAUAUGUAUUAUCAUCGUUAUACAUUUACGACAUUGAUUGUAUUAAUUAUAACAGUUAUUUAUGUGUGGAAAAAAAAAAUAUCAAGUGUUGAUAUAUCAGUUAAUAAUACAAGUAUAUUUGCUGAUAAAUCAACAUUGUCUUCAGCAUCACCAACAGCACCAUCAUCACCACCACCAUUACAAAGAUUCCCAGAACAAAGAAUGACUGGCUGUUUAAAUUCAUCAUUUGAUAAUUCACGCACAAGUACAGGCCUACAGCUAACACCUGAUACAUCAUUGAGACCAUUUUCAGCAUUUGAAGCUGUUUAUGGUGAUCCACGUGUUUUUUAUACUCCAAAUUCAAAACGUAAUGUAUCACGUUUAUCUCCAUAA